This is a messenger RNA of Brassica oleracea var. oleracea, 1818 nucleotides long. RefSeq names its product regulatory protein NPR6-like. The record is from RefSeq and is a predicted model, not a curated record. The coding region runs from base 302 to 1666 and encodes 454 amino acids. Gene Ontology annotation, biological process: plant organ development. Lineage: Eukaryota; Viridiplantae; Streptophyta; Magnoliopsida; Brassicales; Brassicaceae. Gene Ontology annotation, molecular function: protein binding. The transcript has 2 exons.
CCAGCCAAUAAAGAAGAGCACUCAUGUCAACAUUAAUCAUUUUUAUCGUCAUUUAUUCAUUAUAAAUUAAUUCGAGACCCCCCUGUCCGCCCAUUCAGAUCUCUGUCUUUUUCUCUCUAUAUCUAUCUAUACACAAAACCAAUCUUUCAAACACUAUACUCUCUUCUUGAUCUUCUAAAGAUAAGCUUGAGAUGAAAACAACUGUUUUCUUCGUCUUCUAUAGCUUAUAAGGAGAGGACCCUUUUGAUAUAGUUCCUCUGAAAACCCUAAGUUUAUUACCUAAAAGAAUUAACACGAAGAGAUGAGCAGUAGUGUGGAAGAAUCUCUGAAAACUCUAUCGUUGGAUUCUCUAAACCUUUUAAUCAACGGUCAAGCUUUCUCCGACGUCACCUUCAGCGUCGAGGGCCGUCUAGUCCAUGCCCACCGUUGCAUCCUCGCCGCACGCAGCCUCUUCUUCCGCAAAUUCUUUUGCGGAUAUGACCCUUCACAAACCGGAGUCGAAUCGGCUAACAACCUAACCGGAUCAGUAAUCAGAGCCGCCGAAAUGGGAGGAGUCAUACCGGUCAACUCGGUCGGCUACGAAGUUUUCUUGCUUCUACUUCAGUUCUUAUACAGUGGUCAAGUCUCACUCGUACCGCAUAAGCACGAGCCAAGAUCGAACUGUGGAGAUAGUGGAUGUUGGCAUACGCACUGCACUGCAGCUGUAGAUCUCUCUUUAGAUAUCUUAGCCGCCGCUCAUUACUUUGGCGUCGAGCAGCUCGCGUUGCUUACUCAGAAACAUUUGACAAGCAUGGUGGAGAACGCCUCCAUUGAAGACGUGAUGAAAGUGCUAAUAGCUUCAAGAAAGCAUGACAUGCAUCAAUUGUGGACCACUUGCUCUUACCUACUCACCAAAUCAGGUCUUUCAACGGAGAUUCUAGCCAAACACCUCCCAAUAGAACUCGUAGCCAAGGUUGAAGAUCUUCGUCACAAAUCUUCCAUGCCUCACCAACAUGACCUAACCUCGGCUCUAGACCUAGACGACCAGAAGAUCAGGAGGAUGAGACGAGCAUUGGACUCCUCAGAUGUCGAGCUCGUGAAGCUAAUGGUUAUGGGAGAAGGACUCAAUAUAGACGAGUCACUAGCUUUGAUUUACGCAGUGGAGAAUUGUAGUAGAGAGGUUGUGAAGGCACUUCUUGAGAUUGGUGCAACUGAUGUGAACUUUCAAGUGGCUCCAACCAGGAAAACCGCACUCCACAUCGCGGCCGAGAUGGUCUCUCCGGAUAUGGUGGCCGUCUUACUAGACCACCAUGCCGACCCAAACGUCCAGACAGUUGAUGGUAUCACUCCACUUGACAUCCUUAGAACCCUAACGUCAAAUUUCUUGUUUAAGGGGACAAUUCAUGGAUUGACUCACAUUGAACCUAAUAAACUCAGGCUUUGUCUUGAGCUGAUCCAGUCCGCAGCAUUGGUGAUUUCACGAGAAGAAGGGAACAAUAAUGAUAAUAACAUGAAAGAAGACCACACGAGCGGAAGUAAUUUGGAUUCAAGAUUGGUUUAUCUUAAUCUUGGAGCUACUAGUCGGGAUCUUGGAGAUGAACAUGGACAUCAAACGGAAGGUAUGAGCCUGCAUCAUCAUCAUGACCCAUCAACGAUGUAUCAUUAUCACCACCACCGCCACUUCUAGGUUUUAGAGCCGAUCAUCUUCUAAUUAUGAUACGACUUAUUCAAUAUCUAAUUAAUUUGUUGGUAUAUGGGGUUUUAUCUCUGUCUACGUGGAUAUGCAAACAAAUGUAGAUGUUUAUUCCACGAAUAGUGGAAUGAGAAGAGAAAAGGCCA